Messenger RNA from Sinocyclocheilus anshuiensis, 1784 nucleotides. Its product is annotated as vertebrate ancient opsin-like. Gene Ontology annotation, biological process: visual perception; G protein-coupled receptor signaling pathway. Gene Ontology annotation, molecular function: G protein-coupled receptor activity. The record is from RefSeq and is a predicted model, not a curated record. The transcript has 4 exons. Gene Ontology annotation, cellular component: membrane. The coding region runs from base 435 to 1577 and encodes 380 amino acids. NCBI's taxonomy places the organism in Eukaryota, Metazoa, Chordata, Actinopteri, Cypriniformes, Cyprinidae.
AGCUGGGACUGCGAAGCAUUUUGCCUCUAGAAUGCAACUAUGUGCAGCAGACAAAUUAAGUAGCACAUGAACGGACACCAAACGGUCAACAUUAAUUUGCAGCGACACGCGCGCUGCGACCUCGUUAAAAGCUGAAAACAGUUGAGAAACUCUGAUGGAUACUGCGGACUUUAAUGAGCAGAGUUGUCUGCCUGCUACUUAGAUAGCCAGUUUGAGUGCCUCUUUUGAGCGUCGAGCGAAGCCCAUCUGUCAACAGCCCAAAGUGCUCUCAAAGGUGAAGCGCGCUGUCAGUGAAAAUCAUCAUCAUCAUCAUCUGUACCGAGUUAUGAUGCUGAUGCGCCGCGUUGCGGUAUUCGUUAAAACGAGAAAAACGGGUAAAUUAGAGGCUCUUACCUCACGAAAUUCAGCACUGACUCAAAACAACUUUUCUAACGAUGUUUUUCGAGCAGGCUGAUUUAAUCUACAGCUUUAACAUGAGUGAGGAAGACCGGCUAACUCUUCUGGACGGGGACUGGAACGACUCACCGGUGGAGACGCUCUCACGCGCGGGCUUCAUCGCUCUGUCCGUGUUCCUGGGAUUCAUCAUGACUUUCGGCUUUUUCAAUAACUUUGUCGUGUUAGUACUCUUCUGUAAGUUUAAGACGCUCAGGACGCCGGUUAACAUGCUGCUUCUUAACAUUAGCGUCAGUGGCACGCUGGUGUGUAAGUUCGGGACGACCCUGAGCUUCGCGUCCAGUGUGCGGGGACGGUGGCUGCUCCGGAGGCACGGAUGCAUGUGGUACGGCUUCAUCAACUCCUGCUUCGGCAUUGUGUCUCUCAUAUCCUUGGUGGUUCUUUCUUACGACCGCUGCAGCACAUUGACGGUGUACCAUAACCGCGGUCCAGACUAUCGCAAACCUCUUCUGGCAGUAGGGGGUUCGUGGCUCUACUCUUUGAUUUGGACAGUGCCCCCUCUUCUGGGCUGGAGUAGUUACGGGCUGGAGGGGGCGGGAACCAGCUGCUCUGUAUCUUGGACCGAGCGUACGGCCCAGUCUCAUGCCUACAUCAUCUGCCUGUUCAUAUUCUGCUUGGGACUACCAGUGCUCGUCAUGGUCUACUGCUAUGGGAGACUGCUGUACGCCGUCAAACAGGUAGGGAAGAUACGCAAGACGGCAGCGCGGAAACGGGAAUACCACCUUUUGUUCAUGGUUAUCACCACGGUGGUGUGUUACCUUCUGUGCUGGAUGCCGUACGGUGUCGUGGCCAUGAUGGCUACAUUUGGCCGGCCAGGAAUCAUCUCACCUGUGGCCAGUGUGGUCCCCUCUCUCCUCGCCAAGAGCAGCACGGUCAUCAACCCGCUCAUAUACAUCCUGAUGAACAAACAGUUCUACAGGUGCUUCUGCAUCAUGUUCUGCUGUCAGAGUUCGAUGCAGAACGGUCAUUCCUCCAUGCCCUCCAAGACCACAGUCAUCCAGCUCAACCGUAGAGUCCACAGUAACACUGUUGCCUGCACCGCUCAGAUCUCCACCAGCAUCCACAACCACGACUGCAGCACUCCGGCCACAGAGAGGACCAACCCUCCAGAGGUCACCACCUAACCUGAGCCGAGCCAUCAGUCACGACAUUGAACAUAACGUAGACAAUGUGGGCGAUGGUCAACCCUGCCUUGUUUCCAGUGCUUCUUUCUUUUGUAGUUGCAACAAUUAAUUGUUAAUUCAAAAUAAGUGGAUAGUCAACAAAGCAUUUUAUUGCUGAUUAGUGAGGUCUUUUCGCUGUGCAUGAAGAACCUUGAGUGAUCUCAUUUU